This is a messenger RNA of Brenthis ino (lesser marbled fritillary), 1896 nucleotides long. The record is from the annotation of a GenBank genome assembly. Lineage: Eukaryota; Metazoa; Arthropoda; Insecta; Lepidoptera; Nymphalidae.
AUGGCACGAAAAAAUAUGAUAGGGAGAUGGUUCAUUGAGCGCGGGCGGCGGGCAGCGGGCGUGACGUCACGCCGCGACGAGGCCGAUGCGGCGGGGAUCGUGACCGGAGGAGCGCGAGCACGCGCAGCGGAGCGGGCCAGCCUGGCCUCCAGUGACUCCGGGGACGAGGGCCAACGGCCGCCGCGCAAGCGGACGCGCAGGCUGUCGCCGGAGCCGACCAUGCACCAGCCGUGCACCAACGGCGCUCACCUCAACGGUGACGCCGCUCGCAAUGGGGACCUGCCGCCGGGCCUCCGAAUGGGCCAGACUGACCAAGAAAUCGUCCGCCUCAUCGGCCAACACCUGCUGUCUGUUGGCCUCGAGCGUAGCGCGGCGUUGCUCAUGGAGGAGUCGGGCCUGCAUCUGGAGCACCCGGCGGCGGCCACGUUCAGGCAGCACGUGCUGGCCGGCGACUGGGUGAAGGCGGACCACGACCUGCGCGCGCUGCACGACCUGCUGCGCGACUCGCCGCAUGUGGAACCGCACAACCUCUCCGAGAUGAAAUUCGUAGUGCUGGAGCAGAAGUACCUGGAGCACCUAGAGGCGGGGCGCGUUCUGGACGCGCUGCACGUGCUGCGCAACGAGCUGACGCCGCUGCAGCACGACACGCCGCGCGUGCAUCGCCUGUCCGCGCUCAUGAUGUGCGCCGACGCGGUCGAGCUGCGCGCACGCGCCGCCUGGCCCGGCGGGCACGCCGCGCGCGCCGACGUGCUCGCGCGCGUUCAGGCGGUCCUCCCCCCGGCCCUGAUGAUGGCGCCCAACCGGCUGCGCGCGCUGCUGGCGCAGGCGGCGGCGCAGCAGGCCGCGCGCUGCCGCUUCCAUGCCGCGCCGCGCCCCGCGCUGCCCGCCGCGCCCGCGCCGCCCGCCGCCCCCGCGCCGCUCGCCGCGCCCGACGCCAUCCCCUUCUCGCUGCUGGCCGACCACCACUGUUCGGCGGACCAGUUCCCCAUACACUCGUUGCAGGUGCUGAACGAGCACUGCGACGAGGUGUGGUACUGCAAGUGGUCGCCGGACGGCUCCAAGCUGGCGUCGGGCUCCAAGGACAACACAGUCAUGAUAUGGGACUUCGACCCGGUCGCCAAGCGACUCUCCUUCAGAAAAUCGCUGGAGGGGCACUCGUACGGCGUGUCGUACCUGGCGUGGAGCCCCGACGGCCGCUACCUCAUCGCGGCCGGCCCCGAGGACUGCCCCGACCUCUGGAUAUGGAACAUGGAGACGGAGCAGCUGCACCUGAAGAUGACGCACUCGCAGGAGGACUCGCUGACGGCGGUGGCGUGGCACGCCGCCUCCGACAAGUUCGUGUGCGGCGGCGCGCGCGGCCAGUUCUACCACUGCGGCCUCGAUGGCUCGCUGCUGAACAACUGGGAUGGCGUGCGCGUGAACGCGCUGGCGUGCCGCGGCGACGGCCGCGUGCUGGCCGCCGACACGCACCACCGCGUGCGCCUCUACGACUUUGCCGACCUCGCCGAUCGCAACCUCAUCCAGGAGGAGCACGCAGUGAUGGCGAUGGCGCUGAACGCGGCCGACACGCUGCUGCUGCUCAACGUGGCCAACCAGGGUGUGCACCUCUGGGACAUACGCGCGCGCACGCUGGUGCGGCGCUUCCGCGGCCUGUCGCAGGGACACUUCACCAUCCACGCCUGCUUCGGCGGCGCGCACCAGGACUUCAUCGCCUCCGGCAGCGAGGACAACAAGGUGUACAUCUGGCACAUCAGCGGCGAGGAGCCCAUCGCGGUGGUGGCGGGGCACACGCGCUGCGUCAACGCCGUGGCCUGGAACCCGGCGCACCCCGACGUGCUGGUGUCCGCCUCCGACGACUACUCGCUGCGCCUGUGGGGCCCGCGCGACCACCAGCAC